AGGAGGCAGUCGGCGGCGCUUCUGCGAGUGAGCGAGAGCGGUACUGCUGGCCAGUGGAGGGCGAGGCUGAAGCCCGGUGUUCUAUGCUUCCCUCUCCUUGGGAUUCCUUUAAGGAAGGCGGGGGAACAGCGUGCUGCCUUUUCUCCCCGCCUUGCGCAUCGGUUCCCCAAAUAGAGGCUCUUCAUUCCCCAUCGCCGGUUCCCCUACGUGGGCUGAGCGCACCUUCCGCACACGGCGGCCCCGCUGCGGCUCCCUGACUCAGUGCAAUCCCGUACUAGUCCUAGUCCCUGCCCUGUCGCCCCGCCGGAACGGUGAUCGCCAGCCCCACCGUUCUUCCGCUGCCAUCGCUGCCGGCACGAUGGGCAGUGAGCAGAGCUCCGAGGCCGAGAGCCGACCCAACGAUCUGAACUCCUCAGUGACUCCUUCUCCAGCUAAGCAUAGAGCCAAGAUGGAUGACAUCGUGGUUGUAGCUCAGGGCUCCCAGGCCUCACGGAAUGUCAGCAAUGAUCCUGAUGUCAUCAAAUUGCAAGAGAUUCCAACCUUCCAACCACUUUUGAAAGGGCUAUUGAGUGGCCAGACUUCCCCAACCAACACCAAACUGGAGAAACUGGAUUCUCAGCAGGUGUUACAGCUCUGCCUCCGAUAUCAGGAUCACCUCCACCAGUGUGCGGAGGCCGUUGCUUUUGAUCAGAAUGCUUUGGUUAAACGAAUCAAAGAGAUAGAUCUGUCUGUAGAAACUCUCUUCAGCUUCAUGCAAGAGCGCCAGAAAAGAUAUGCCAAAUACGCCGAGCAGAUCCAGAAAGUCAACGAGAUGUCCGCCAUCCUCCGCCGCAUACAGAUGGGCAUCGACCAGACCGUGCCCCUGAUGGAGAGGCUCAACAGCAUGCUGCCGGAGGCCGAGCGGCUGGAGCCCUUCAGCAUGAAGCCAGACCGGGAGCUCAAGCUGUAGAAGCAUUUCUCCCUUCCUGCCCAGCGGGUGGCCGGUGGGAACAGAGCCUGGCACCACCGAUACCCUGAGGACACUUGGAAACAAAGUCAUACGAUGUGGCCAGGGCUCGGAGCUGGCUGAAGGGGAGGCAAAGCAGCCCCGCUGGCUCAGAAACCUGACUCUGCCCUUCCAACCCCUUUCCUUGAUGCGGUUCCCUUUGCAAAGUGAACCCAAGCCAUCCUCGGUGUUACUGAAAGUUGGAACAGUUUUAUUAGGAAUUCUUUACAGAACUCUGCAUUGGGAAUUAUUUUUGUUUAGUUUUUUUUUGUAAUUGAGAGUGUAUAUUAUCUAGUCUGGUGUGUAGAGUGGAAAUCUGGAGAGAAGGGGAGAAAUAUUUUAAGAAGCCUCCAUGAACUUUUACUCACGAGGCUCGCUGGGUUACGGGCUGUACACAUAAAGAAGUGAUUUAACCCAAGUCCGUGUGUUGUUACUGUCCCUGCCCUGUUUCCGCCCUAGCAGGCCUUUGUCCAAGGCACCCUCAUUCCAUGCUGGUGAAAUGCUGGUGUUCCUGUUUGUCAGUUUGUGGUGUCCCUCGUGUGUCCUCAUUCGCAAACUGGUGACUCCCUCUGCACACCCUCAGCGGUUCAUCUUCCCCACUGAUAACUAGUUUCCUUGGGGCAUAGUGUAGGUUUCCUUUUACUACAUCAGCCCUGGCCUGGCAAACCUGUGGUGCGGCCAGGCCUUGACAGGGCACCUGAGAGCACUCGCUCAGCAGGUGCUUACGGAGCCCAUCUGAUGUACUGGGGACACAGAAGUGGCUGCAGGGUCCCUGCCCUGCUUCUCUGAAGACAGUGAACUCAAAAUGCUGCUGAAAUUCUACGGGAGUUUAGGAAAUGAAGCAAUUUGAGUAACCGCAAAAGUACUUCAUGCAGUACUUUGCACAUCAUAAAUGUUUUAAUGUAAAAAAAGACUGAAGAAGCAAAGCAGUGGAAUGUAGGACCAGAUCCAGGUAGGGAAACUGAGACUGAG
Phyllostomus hastatus (greater spear-nosed bat) is the source of this 1957-nucleotide messenger RNA. RefSeq names its product BLOC-1 related complex subunit 5 (gene BORCS5). The coding region runs from base 359 to 949 and encodes 196 amino acids. Gene Ontology annotation, biological process: lysosome localization; positive regulation of anterograde synaptic vesicle transport; organelle transport along microtubule. Gene Ontology annotation, cellular component: synaptic vesicle membrane; BORC complex; cytoplasmic side of lysosomal membrane. The transcript is spliced from 4 exons. The record is from RefSeq and is a predicted model, not a curated record. NCBI's taxonomy places the organism in Eukaryota, Metazoa, Chordata, Mammalia, Chiroptera, Phyllostomidae.